Molecule: messenger RNA, 1133 nt
Organism: Anguilla rostrata (American eel)
Lineage: Eukaryota; Metazoa; Chordata; Actinopteri; Anguilliformes; Anguillidae
Gene: dnph1
Product: 2'-deoxynucleoside 5'-phosphate N-hydrolase 1
Exons: 4
Coding region: 347-805 (152 amino acids)
Biological process (GO): deoxyribonucleoside monophosphate catabolic process
Cellular component (GO): nucleus
Molecular function (GO): 5-hydroxymethyl-dUMP N-hydrolase activity
Source: RefSeq, a predicted model, not a curated record
AGCGCAGGGAUUCCCCUGUCCCUAAGCAUAAACCGUUUUCGUCCCCCUUGUUGUCGUUACGAAGUCAGUAGCCUAAUUGGCAAUAUGAUGUCGUUUGAUUUAUUAUUUUGCCAGAUGGAGUGUCGGGGGACAUUAACCACUCGCUUUUAUGUCGACCGUGUCUUGGUGGUAGACGAGUUACGUCACUUUAAACGUGUGGGAUUUUGAAUUCAGUCUGGCAGCCCCGGUACGCAGCGUGCGCUUCAUUUUGGAGGCAAAACGGUAGCCUUAUUUAUCGAGAGCGUGAACUCAUCGGUGUUUCAAGAAGUUUCUACGAAGUCAUAUCAGAUAUCAAACCAGAAAAACAAUGCGUAUAUAUUUUUGUGGUAGCAUCCGCGGAGGGCGACAGGACGUAAACAUUUAUCAGAGAAUUGUGAAAAAAUUACAAACGUACGGCAAAGUUCUAACGGAGCAUGUCAGCCACGGUGACAUUUCUGAAAAAGGUGAAGAUUCAGCACUAAAGGGGGAUCGUGCCAUCCACGACCGAGACAUGGAGUGGCUCGUGGCGGCCGAUGUGAUAGUGGCCGAGGUGACGCAGCCCUCUCUUGGCGUCGGGUACGAGCUGGGGCGAGCGGUGGCCAUGCACAAGAAGAUUCUGUGCCUCUUCCGACCCUCGUCUGGACGAGUCCUGUCUGCCAUGAUCCGGGGUGCCGACGGCGAUUCUCCGAGCUCUGCGCUCCAGGUGCGAGACUACAGCGAGGAUGAGGUGGAGACGGUUCUGCAGGAGUAUUUCAGCAGCCUCACGCCCAGCGUUGAAACACGUUAACGUGCGAUCUUGCAGGACCUCUUACACCUGUGAUGGCAUGACACCUGUGCACUGCUGUAGCUACCAUCAGCAAACGUCAGACAACGUCACUUUCCACAUGUGCUCCUUUAAGCAGAUUGUUUUCAGACGACGCAUAUGCAGCAAGUCUCUUAUUUUUUUUGAAAACUGAAAGCAACAUGCAGAAAACUGAUAACAACGAGUUGACACUUCAUAGCUACGCAUGGAAUCGAAGCAGGUUGGGGUGAAAAGGGGUCAAUGUAAAUUUUUAUUUUUUUUUGGAAAUGGUUUGCUGGUCUGAUAAGCAAUGGUAAUAAACAGUAUUACGGUC